ACAGGUCGCUGAGUUGCAUUGGCAGUGCUACUUGUCGACGUAAUGAUAGUAACUUUUGUAUCAGAUUAUUCUUUUUUUUUGUGAAAAACUAGAAAGAAUAGAUAAAGCAUUGUGUUUGAGUUUUCUUAAGAUAGUAUUAGUAUUAGCAAUGUUAACAAAUAGGGCUGCAUGUUCAGCAGCAAUAAAGUAACGUGACAACGUCGUAUGACUGUCUUUCAGUGACUCACUUAUGGGGCGUGCUUUUCUAGUCUUGUGAAAAACGAACGGUGAACGCUGUCAGGAUUUAGAGUAACGUGACAUUUGAAACUGUGACUGUGAGCUUUUCUUUCUGUUGAGAGUUCAGCUGGAUACAAUCUAUUCUUGUUGCUGGCAUAUAGUGUAGAAGAGUAUUUAUUAACACAAGAUAACAUGCUUGUAACACUAACAGUACCAUUUAUUUUUAAAUAACAGCUUAAUAUAUAUAGUCAUAAGUUUAAAAUAUCAUAAUUUAUGGUGUGGAGAGUUGUAGUGUCAAACUGUACAUCUCAGCAUCAACUAUGACAAAUUCAAUGUCCAAGUUAAUCCACAUUACAGCAAAGAAAGCAAGUCUUCCUCCUGAAAUUAUUACAAGAGGUUUGACUGUGGCUGUUAUAACAGCUUAUGCUUUAAAAAUUGGGUAUCCAAUGUUACUCAGUUCACUAUCAGCAGUGAGGAAUAAAGCUAGAGAAGCUCAGGAAAACAUUUCUAGUACAAGUCCAAUUAUAUCUAUGCAGAGAAAUCGGGUGCUUACUGGAAAUGAAGAAGCUGAAGAACCACUUGAAACAAUUGAGAAAAGGUCACAAAAGGAUGGAAAGUCAUUGACAUCAAUAGAGCUGACAGAUGAAUCAACAAAACAGAAGUUAAAAUUGUCACCAGCAUUUAACAAACAGUUUUUGCUACAACUUGUAAAACUAAUCAAAAUUAUGAUACCUAAGCUACAUUCACUUGAAAUGGGCCUUCUUGGUUUGCAUACUUUGUCUCUGGUGUCAAGGUCAUUCUUGUCCAUUUAUGUUGCAAGAUUAGAAGGUCAUGUUGUUAAAAACAUUGUUAGAAAAGAUAUUAUGAAAUUUGCCUUUCAGCUUUCCAAAUGGCUUCUUGUAGCAAUACCUGCUACUUUUAUCAAUAGUCUUAUACGGUUUUUGGAAAGUCAGUUAGCAUUAGCCUUUCGCACACGUUUGGUUCGUCAUGCUUAUGAUCUUUAUUUUAAAAACCAGACUUACUAUCGAGUAAGCAAUUUGGAUGGCCGCUUGGAAAAUGCAGACCAUUGUUUAACUGAUGAUAUUGCAACAUUUUCACAGUCUGUUGCUCACUUAUAUUCUCACAUUACUAAGCCAUUGUUAGAUGUUGUGAUUAUUAACUUGACAUUAUUCAAAAUGGCUAGAAGCAUGGGAUCUUUUGGUAUUGCAGGAAAUGUGCUAGGUGGAGCAAUGGUAUUUUUAACUGGACACAUUUUAAGGAAAUUAUCACCAAAGUUUGGGAAGCUUGUAUCGGAAGAAGCCAAGCGUAAAGGAUAUUUAAGAUUCAUCCACUCUAGAUUGAUUGCUAAUUCUGAAGAAAUAGCAUUUUAUGGAGGACAUGAGGUUGAACUAAAUAUACUCCAGCGAAGCUACAGAUCUCUUGCCAGACAGAUGAAUCUGAUCUUCAACAAACGACUUUGUUAUGUCAUGCUGGAACAGUUCCUUAUGAAAUACUGUUGGAGUGCUGUGGGAAUGAUCAUCAUUUCUUUACCAGUUUUAACUGGAAAUCAGCAGCAAGAAAAUGGUGAUGGAUACAAAGGAGAUGAUGGAGUCAGUACAAGGACACAGUACAUGACAACAGCAAAGAAUAUCUUGAUUGCUGGAGCAGAUGCUGUAGAGAGGCUCAUGUCCUCCUAUAAAGAGAUCACUGAGUUGGCAGGAUAUACAUCUCGUGUGUCCAAAAUGUUCACAGUAUUUGAGGAAGUUAGUAAAGGCAAAUACCAAAGAACUCUAGCCACAUUAAACAAGAGAGAUAUGAAAAAAUCUUUGAAGAUAAAAGGACUGACUUUUAAGGAUGGAAUGCCAGAAGCUAAGGGAAUAGUUAUUGAGAUAGACGAUGGUACCCUUAAACUGGAAAAUGUACCUAUCAUCACUCCCAACUGUGAUGUUGUUGUUCCAGACCUCUCGUUUGUUGAGGUCUUACACAAAGGAAAGUGUAAUGUAGUCAAAAUUCAGCUUAUUUUGGAGGGAAGGGAUUCAAGGGCAGACUGUCGUCUUUUUUUAGCUAAAUUUGUUGAGAGAAAAAUUUAUGAAAAUGUAAAUAAUUCAUCAAAACUGUGUUUUAGACCCCAGUUUGCCCUUCUUGAUGAGUGUACUAGUGCAGUGUCUAUUGAUGUUGAGAGUAAGAUGUAUCAGGCUGCAAAGGAUUUUGGAAUUUCUCUAUUGACCAUCACUCAUCGUCCAUCUCUGUGGCAGUUCCACACCCAUCUUCUGCAGUUUGAUGGAGAAGGGAAUUGGCGUUUAGAGCCUCUUGACACUAAUACUCGUUUGUCAUUACGAGAAGAGAAAGAAAGGUUAGAAGCCCAGUUAACAGGAGUACCACAGAUGGAAUGCAGACUUCAGGAACUCUGUACACUUCUGGGAGAAGACUCGGUAGUUCUUCAGCGUUCCCCUGUGGAUGGUAAUGGUGGAAUACAAGCAGUUCUCCAAGUUGAUACCCCAAGUGUUAAUAAAGCUGGGGUUGAUACUAGUAAAGAUUCUCUAUCUGAUUAAAAAAACUAGUAAAAUGAAAUAAAUUAAACCAAAUAGCUUUAUUUAAAGAUUUAAGAUAGCUUCUUGUCAUGCAAGAUUUAAAUAAGUACUCAUUUUAGAAGAAAAAUAUUACAUGUGAACUAAUGUUGUUAAUUUAUGAUGUGCUGCUGUAAUCCACAAUCAAAGGUUGUUUUGUUUUAGUGGUUGCAUGAUAUGGGUUGUUAGUUAAGCAAAAUGUGGCUUAUUGCAGUGUGAACUUAAUGUUUUUGGUUACACUCUAAUUUAAUAUAUGUAUAAUUUUCAUUACGUAUGAGUUUACUAAAGUAUUAGGUUUUUUAUUUUUUGUUUGGUGGCAAUGAUUUUCUCUUGUUCAUUGAUAUCCAGCUACAUGUAAUUACCUAAAAACAUCAAUCUUCAUUAUUUUUGUGAAUGCUAUAAUUUCAUAAUAUGAAGUGUUGAUUGGAGUAAUUUAGACAUUUUAUAUGGAGAAAAAAUAACUACAUACUCCUGAAUAACGUUUAUUUAUUUCCCACCAAGUUUUGUUUUUACAACUUUUUCAGAAGGAUCUUGUUACUUACACACAUAUACAUUUAGAUUUGUUAUAGGACCAAUGGAGAAUAUUGAACAAGGCUACAUGGAUAAAAUAGUUUACAUUGAAAUAAAACAAUGAUACACAGCAGCACUAAUGUUUGAUCAUAUGAAUGUAGGUAUACAGCCUAAAAAUGUAGUGAAAAUCAAUUGAAUAUUGACAUAAAAAGUUAUCUAAAAUAAGAUUAUAUAAUUAAAAGAAGGAAAAAUUUGAAAAGUGAAAUUAACUGAGGGGGGUCUAUGCUAAUUUAGCCCUUCCAUGUCAUGAUUAAUUUAUCUUAAAUUUCAAAAUAUGUCUUUAUAUUUGCAAUCAAGAAAAUUAUUAUCUGUUGCAAGGAUUUCUAUUUGUAAAGGGUAACCAGAUGUCAGUCAACCAUGUUUCUUUUAUAUAGUGGUUCAAUAUGGCAGUAUUCCCCAAAGUGGGAGCUGCAGCCCCCCUGGGGGCCAUGAAGCUUUUUUUGGGGUCUGCCAAAAAUGGGCUGAAAACAGAGGUGCCAAAUUAAUUUUAAUUCUAAAUAAACAAUAAGCCAAUAAAAAUUAUGUAGAUUUAAGUAAAUGAUACAGUAUGUUGAAAAGGGAUGUUAUUGUUUUUACUAUGGCACUGUUUUUCAAUCACCACACUAAAGUAGUCUGUGUGUGUGUGUGUGGGGGGGGGGGGUUAAGGCAUUUUUUACAUCACGGGAGCCUCAGACUAAAAGUGUUUGGGAACCACUAUACUAUGGCACUGACAUCUUUGUUGAGUUGAUUUAAGUCUCAUGCAUGUUUAAUAAAUCUGUUGUGUUAUGCACAAAAUGUUUCUCCAAUGUAAAAGCAAACUAUUUCUUUUUCUUGCAAGCAUUACCUGAAUUGUAUGCAAAAUGUAUUAAUAUUUGUUCCUGGUUUUUGUACAAUUGUUAUUGGUAACCAUGCCCAUUGUAUCAUUGAUUGUAAGUCUGUCACUAAUGGAUGGUGUAUUCCAAGUUCUACAAUUACGUGUGGCAUCCUCCUUGCAUGUAAUUAUGUCCCUCUUUUAAUUUCCUUUGAAGAUUGUUUAAAUAAAUCAAAGAUAAAACUAUCUGAGUAACCAUUCAGUUUUAGCACAUGUUGUAGAUCUGUAAGCCCCUUGAGUUUGCUUUCAUUAGAAUUUAAAAUUCAAUUAAUUUUCUUGGCCCAUCCUAUGAUAGUUACUUUUUCAUAUUUAGUAGGGUGAUGUGAAUCUGAAUGUAGAAAUACCAGUCUAGAUGAGAGCUUUUAGUAUACACUUAUUAUAAGUUUGCUUUAUGAAUAAUCAAGAAAUACAUCUAGGAAGCUGAGUGUUCUAGAGUAAAAAAAGGUUAUAUUUGUUUGUAAGCUGGUCAAAUAUUAUGAAAUCUUUCCAGUCUAUGUAAAAUGGAAGACCAACUGCCAAAGAUAUCACCUGUAUACCUUAACCACAACACAAAUAUUUCACCUUCUUUUUAGAAUCAUGAAAUUAGUGUAUCAUUUUCUAAUAUGUGUAUGGACACUAUAGCAAAAUCUACUGCAACUCUGUUUUCCAUAGGAAAUAUUUUUGUUUUUGUUGAACUUGAAAUAACUGUUCAUCAGAACAAAGUGAAGGCAUCAUUCUAAAUUUCCCAGGGAAAUAAUGAAAAAUGAUUCAGGCUUUUUUGGUAUUUUUCUGUGAUAUUCAUUAUUUCUGAUAAACCUUCAUUUAUUGGUAUUGAUGAGUAGAGAGAGAGAGUACAUUUAGACUGAAAAUGAGUAAGUUUUGUUGAAUUGAUACCUCUUCUAACUUUGCAAAACCAUUUGUACUUCUCUGUUGUGCUGGAACAUAAGAUAAUAGUGGGUGGAUUAUCUUUUCACUUAACCAAGAAGGAGACUGUUGCUGACCCACAGAUGGAUACUAUUGGUCGGAGUGACAUGCCUUCCUUGUGAUCUGUUGGUAAGCUAACGAACUGUGAUGUACUUCUGUGGUUUGUAUAUGUUGCUGGUAAUGCUUGAAUUCCUUAAACGAAAGUUUAGUUUUCAUUCCAACAUCAAUUUUGAUUUCUUGUGAGAGGUAAGUAUCACUUAAAAUAGAACUGUUUACACAGGUGAAGUCUUUCAUAACAACAAAACAUUUUCCAUUGUCUGAAGUUUUUAUUAAAAGUUCUUUGUCUUGUUUAAUUCUUGGAAGAGGAUUAUGUUGUAUUAUUGGUUUUUUUUUAGCUUAGCUUUUUAUUCUUGUGGAAAUGUUUACUAAAUAGCAUUUUAUACAAGCAACAGAGCAUUCAAGCACUUCAGAAACUUUGGGUCAUUGUAUUUUAGGGUUGUCAACUGCACAUUUGAAUUUAAAUUGUAUCUUACUUCCUGAAGUAUAAAUAAAAGGAAAUGUCCCAGUAGUCUGUGCCAUGUUCUGGCUGUGAUUAGCAUAUGUAUUUUCCUUUUCUUGGUAUUUAUAAUCAAUGAAGGCAGACCACCUAAGUGUGUAAAUACAUUUUUUGUAAACCAGACACAAUCUGAAGUUAUGUGUCUUCUGUUGGUUUGGUCUUUGUAUGCAGAAUUUUGGGCCUUUUGGUAAAAUAGAAAAAGCAUGUUGUGGAAUUACUUCAUUGUUUUCUACUACUUCAUACAGUUCUUCACCAUUAACACUUGGUGUUAACUUCAUACAGUUCUUCAUUAUUAACACUAGGUGUUAUCACAUUAAUUUUAAUGUUAGUGUUAUUACUUUCAAGAAAGCAUUGGAUUUUUUGUUCCAAAUGAUAGCUACACUCUUGUUUCCCCUUCUAUAAUGAUGGUAGCUUGAUUAUUAAUCCAUGCUAUUGAAACAACAUCAACUUUUUCAGUUCUUGUUGACAAUAGGGAAUAUGUGUAGUUGGAUGCUUCUUAAGUUGUAAAAAUGAAAUAUCGAGUGAAAUAAAUAUAACUUUUUUCUGGACUUAGUGGUUGUUUUUUCAUCAUAUACAUUGUUAUAAUUUGUUAGUACAUGAACUAAUAAAGUUUUUCAAAGUAACGUUUAUACUUGAAUCUGUCCUUUUAUAGCAGUGUUAUUGGUCAUGUACACAUGUGAGAGAAGUCUGUGUCAUUUAUCUAGUUAAUGAAUGUUGUUUGCAACUAAUUCUUUAAUUAAUAUUAUUUACAUUCUAGCAAUAUAACAAGUACAGGUGUUUUGAAAUUUAUAGGAAUUGCUUGUUCACUUGAGCAAAUUUAUUUUUACUACUUUUCUGAAAUGUACUUUUCAUUUUGAAGUCUUAAAAUGUUAAGUGAUGUCUAAUAUAGAAACAUGACAAUCAGCUACUUAAAUUAUUCUGUAACAUUAUUCAAAGACUGAUGAUCAAUUUUUUGUAAAAGUCAUAUUAUGGUAGAAAUUAUUGUGCCAAACAGUUAUUACAUUAAUAAGACUACAUUUUUCAGAAGACUUGAUGCAUUUUCCUGUAGAAUCAAUUUUUUGAACUAAGUUUUGUUUUAUAGCUUUUCAUGUAGCUACAUAUGAGUGUUGGUGUGCAUAACACUUUUAGUUGAAUGUCAUUAGGUUUGAUAUCAAAAGUUUUUUCCAAAAGGUCACAAAAUUUGUGUAAAUUAUUUGUUCUUGCAAGUUCAUGAAUUUAAACCUGUGUUAAUUUUUUUUUCUAAGAACUGUAAUAGUUCUUUAACUUCAAAAAAUCAAGGUAAUAUUUUAAUAACCUACAAAUGAUGUUGAUGUCAAUCUCUGUAAGAAGUUACACUUUUAAUUGUUUGCUACCAUCUACAAAAUAAGGAACUCUCAUACACUUAGUAGUGUAUUAAAUUAAAUUGUGUUAUGGAGGUGAUUUUUGUUGUUGUAAGAAACAAAGUAGCAGUCUUAGUUUACAUACCGUUACUUGAUAUCUUUUAAGGAUAGUUUUGUCAAUCUUCAGUACUCAUUAAUGUUUAACUUUAAUGACUUGUUCAUGACUAAUUUUCUGGUUAAUAUUAUUAAACAAUUUAGUUGAAUAAGUUAAGUAAAUAGGUACACAUGACAUUUAAUAUUCCAUUGUGAUGUGUUUACACUCACAAGUUAUUGUUAUUGCUGCAAUUUAUUCUAUCAUUGGCAAGUUCUUUUGGAUUAUUUGGGUAAAAAUAAUGACAAUUUCAAUCCAUGUAAUGAUAACAAAUCAAUUAUUUUUUUCUCAAUAUUUGCUACAUACUACUUUCACUUUGAUACAAGUUGUAGGCUUAAGUGCAGAAAGCAACAUUUCAACAGAAAUUUCAAGACACAUGGUAAAUAUGCCAAACUCACAAAUAAACUUGCUUACAGAAUUUCCUCACUAAUAGAUCAAAUAAUGAAUAGAUGUGAUAAAUCUCUCUUAUAACAUAAAUCUCUUCUAACUUUUCUGACACUAACUCAUCACUCACUGAGUACUUUACUAACUGAACCCAGUCAAUGCUGAUUAUUCAUGUUAAUAUGAUGCUCUUAUUUUUAUUUACUUGAAGAAAUUUCUAGAUGAUUACAUCAUUAGCUCUCUCUAGCAAACAUCCAAAUUAAAACAUUGAAAAUAUAACUUACAACAAUAUUUUUCUGUUAGUUUUAUUGUAUUUCGAUGUAGUUGACUGGAAAAAAAGUUAGUACUCCAAACUAAAUGACCAAAUAAAUUAAAAUUUUAAAACACAAGUUUAAAUCGGAUGUUUCCACAACUGUGAGCUAUCAUUUUCAAGCAUCUGUCCUAACUGGAACAGUCAAUGCUUAUAUGUCACUAUGAUACUAUUUAUGUUAGUUAGUUGUAAAUAUUUUGAUUUUAAUCUAUGUUUCUAAUGAAGUUUAAAGUUAUUGUUUCAGUAGUUGUAACUAUUAUAUAACUAUUUAACCAAAUUAUUGAUCUUUCAGACAAACUUUGUCAUUAGAGCUGAAUUUUGUGAAAAGUUAUAUGUACAAUUUAUAUUGUGUAUAAAUUAUUUUACUACUAAAUUAGGAAAGGUUAGUGAAGUUUUUAAGGCAUGAUGUGCUGUUAUUAUUCAUAAAACCAGUGUUGGAAAAAUAAUUGGGAAGUAAAAGGGCUGAAAACUUGGGUAUUUUUUUCAUAUUUUAACUAUAAUUAUAUCAUUCUCUUGCUAAUUUUUCCUUGUAUGCUUCUGUGGUAUCAACAUAAAUAUAUUUUGAUUGUAAGUCAGUGCAAUUUGUAGCCAGUACAUUACAUGUAUGAUAGAAUGAAAAAUUGCAUGUCUACAAAGUUGAAGGAUUGAACUAGUAAUAAUAUUGAACAAGUUAACUCAUUUUUGAUUUAAAUGAUUUUAUGGUUUACAAAGUCAUAAAAUAUAACAAAACAAAUGUAAAACAUCAAUAUUUUAAAUUAGUUGUACUGUUUUAUUCAGUAUUAUUGGAUUAAGUGUUUCAAAUGAUACAAAGUAUUAAUUAACAACUUAUUGUAAAAGAUGUUUCUACCAAUAAUAAAAUGUAUGAAAUCCAUGAUUCAUAUAAAUCAAAGAUGUACAGCAAUGAAAAGUACUUGACAUCUUUAAGCUGGUAAUAAAUAUGAAAAAUAGUUUUUCAUUUAACAAAUUGAUCUUAAAUUUCAUGAAAUCUUGAAACAUUAAGAUUUUACCAGCUAUUAUGUAGUACAUGAGUGUAAAUUUAUUUACUUAGGUUGUUGUGGUAGAUUAAAUGAUCCAAUAAAACACAUCAAAAUGUUUUUGUUAAACAUUCUGUGUAUUGAGCUUCUUUUGUAUAUAAUUUUUAUGUAAAAGAAACAAUGAAAACGAAUAAAUUUUAAUAAUUUGGUUUGUAGAAAAAGUCAUAAAUGUUAGUUUAUUGAACAUGCAAAAUUUAAUUUUUUGUUAAGGCAUCAUUCCUGCAACAAAGAACUCUAGAUAAGACAGUUGUAUCAAAAAUUUAAUGCUAAAAAUUAUUUAUUUAAAAUGUUAUUUACAUCUAUAAUGAGAACUUUGUUCUAUAGAAAUCUUUCUUGUAAAUGUGAAUUAUAAGUGUACAUCUGUUUUUUAGGAGAAUUGCUCUACAGUUUAAUACCUAAACCCUAGAUUUUAAAAGCUAGUUUUAUUAUCUUUAAUAAUCAGGUUUUGUAUGUUCAGUUGAUCAUUUUAUGAAGCUUACUAUGUAUGUUCAUCAUAUUUAAAAAUAUCUGAAAGUCACCCAAAAAAGUAAUUGCAUAGCUCUACUAAUGAAAAUUUUUUUAAGUGUUCCUUUUUGAAAACUAGUACUAAAAAUUGCUCUUAUAAUUAUAUCAGAAUUAGGCUAAUACAGUUUUACAAAAUGUUAAUAAUAGUUAGAUAUAUAUAUUGGCAAUGACAGGAUAAAUCAUGGUUAAUUUAUAACAGACAAUGAGUUAUUUGCCAUGUUAAUUUUCGUAUUAUAAUUUGGGGUUUAUUUUAACUUUUGAUUUAGUUGCUAAUGGGAUAUUCUGAGUGAUUAGUUGUUGUUGAAGUUUUUGGGAUCAGCCUAGAUCUUCUUAGAAAAUAUAAGAGGGAAGGGGAGUUAUGAUCAUUAUUUGUUAGGGUAUUUAUCAGAACUUCAAUAAACUCUUAUCUCAGUC
Messenger RNA from Limulus polyphemus (Atlantic horseshoe crab), 9754 nucleotides. Its product is annotated as ATP-binding cassette sub-family D member 2-like. Bases 537 to 2747 code for a protein of 736 amino acids. Gene Ontology annotation, cellular component: peroxisomal membrane. The record is from RefSeq and is a predicted model, not a curated record. The transcript has 8 exons. Gene Ontology annotation, biological process: fatty acid beta-oxidation; very long-chain fatty acid catabolic process; long-chain fatty acid import into peroxisome. Lineage: Eukaryota; Metazoa; Arthropoda; Merostomata; Xiphosura; Limulidae. Gene Ontology annotation, molecular function: ABC-type transporter activity; long-chain fatty acid transmembrane transporter activity; ATP binding.